This is a messenger RNA of Myxocyprinus asiaticus (Chinese sucker), 2188 nucleotides long. RefSeq names its product prolyl hydroxylase EGLN3-like. The record is from RefSeq and is a predicted model, not a curated record. Gene Ontology annotation, cellular component: nucleus; cytoplasm. Lineage: Eukaryota; Metazoa; Chordata; Actinopteri; Cypriniformes; Catostomidae. Gene Ontology annotation, biological process: cellular response to hypoxia; peptidyl-proline hydroxylation to 4-hydroxy-L-proline. Gene Ontology annotation, molecular function: ferrous iron binding; L-ascorbic acid binding; peptidyl-proline 4-dioxygenase activity. Bases 102 to 1130 code for a protein of 342 amino acids. The transcript has 5 exons.
UAAAGCUGCUUUGAAACGAUGUGUGUUGUGAAAGGCGCUAUACAAAUAAAAAUGACUUGACUUGACUUGACUCACUUAACUUAUUUUCCGUCCAGACAUGUAUGCGCUCUAAAUUAGGGUUUGACACUUGUGAUGGUGUUCAGAUAGCUCAGUCUACUUUCAUUAUACUCUCAUGUAACGACAAGUGCGCGCAUUGCGCUCCUGCUUUACUCGAUUCUAUGGCAGAAUAUCGAGGAAACCAGACCACAGAACAGAUCCCAGGAGACCAAACAACUUUAACCACAAAUUAUUAUCAAGGAAGAGCUCCACAUCAAUGUAGACAGAGGCAGCAGAACAGGUGUCAAGAUGAAAACCAUGGGAACUUGGAGAACCAGGGUCUUCUGCCCAGCGAGCUCACGAGACCCCGCAGUAACCGGGCAAAAUCUAAAGAUCACAAGCGACUAAGUACAUACAAACUAGUCUUACAGUACAUCGUCCCGUGCAUAAACUCAUACGGUUUGUGUAUCGUAGAUAAUUUUCUGGGAGACCGGAUUAGCGAGCGCGUGCUGCAGGAGGUGAGACGCAUUCAUCAGAGUGGCAAUAUGCAAGAUGGACAGUUAGUGAGCCAAAAACUUGGCAAAAGCCAAGCCAUCAGAGGGGAUAAGAUCGCAUGGGUCGAUGGCACUGAAAGCUGCUGUCAAAACAUCGGCUUUCUCUUGACAAGAAUGGACAAAGUCAUCACGCACGCGGACGGAAAAAUGGAGAAGUACAAAAUCAGAGGGAGGCAUAAGGCGAUGGUGGCUUGUUAUCCAGGAAAUGGAGCUGGAUACGUGAAACAUGUAGAUAACCCUAAUGCAGACGGUCGCUGUGUCACUUGUAUUUACUAUCUGAACAAAAACUGGAAUGCCAAGGAGCAUGGGGGAAUACUAAGGAUCUUUCCAGAAGGGAAAUCUUACGUGGCCGAUGUCGAACCCUUAUUUGAUCGACUUCUGCUUUUCUGGUCCGAUCGAAGAAACCCUCAUGAAGUGCAACCAUCAUACGCUACGAGGUAUGCAAUCACUGUGUGGUACUUUGACUCAGAGGAAAGAGCCGAAGCAAAAAGGAAAUUCAGAGACCUGACAGCCACAUCUCAUGAAGGCUCCUCAUCCUAACACACAGUUUCACCGGACUUUCUCCUCUAAGAGGAUUUUUUUUCUUUUUGUUUCUUUUCCGUUUUGUAAUGCUUUUUGCACUAGAGGUACCUAUCCCCCCAUUUAUAUUAUGUAUGUGAUUUACAUUGCUUGAAUCCAGUCCUUAAAAUGAGUAAUUUUUAGUAACACGCUGCUAAUAUCAAGACAAUUUUGUGAACAAUGUGAGAUUCUUUGUACUAAUAAAUGGACUAUUAUUGUAUUUGUGUUUAUUGUUAUCAAAUUGUUAAGACACAUUUUCAGAAAUAUAUGGCUUUCAAAAGAUGUGUAUAAAAGAACUAUAAAACUAGAUGACCUUUAUAUAAAUAUAAUGCUACAAGUAAGCAUUAUAAUAUUUCUUUUUCUGUGCUUGUACUUUUUUUUGUUAUAUUUGGUUUGUGGGUUUGGUCAUUGGCACAUAUUAAGGAUAUUAUUUGUACUAUUUACUCAGUGAGAAGAGAAUUUGUACAGAAAGGAAACAUAAGAAUUUGUAAUUGAUUUCAUUGUCAGUUGACUUGAACUUGUAAAUGUGAUUAUAUAUAUAUAUAUAUAUAUAUAUAUAUAUAUAUAUAUAUAUAUAUAUAUAUUUACAAAUAGAUGCUUUAUUAUUUUUUAAUGACGUUGAUGUUGAAUGAGACCCUCUUAACUAGAGAUGCUUAUAGAAGUUAUUCUGUACUGUGUUCACAAUAGAGUUUUUUUUUUGUGUUGUUUUUGUAAAGUAUAACAUUAAAACACCAUACAUUUUAAGAAGCACUAAGGGUAAUGAUAUUGCUUUAAAUGUUUUGGUCCUAGUGUGUAUUGUGUAGAAUUUACCAGCUUGCAUGCGGGUCAGCAAUGCUGCUAAACCACACUCUUGGAUUGUAUUUGACAGUUGUUUAUACCACUUAAAGCAUUAUACAAUUUGAGCAAAGUAGAGAAACAUCUCUGCGAUUUCUUUAUGUAACACCAGUCCUGGAAAAUGAUCUUGUAAUGUGUGAAGUAUGGCUGAUGUACUGUACACCAACUGAGUUUUGACAUGGUCAAAUUAAACCAUUUGAAAGUGC